GCUGUCAAUUUGUUGAAUGUGCUUGUCGCGAGCUGACGGCGACGGAUAUAACGCUGGUGUUUUCUGGAAUUUGUGGACUAAUGGAAACGCGUAAUUGAAUUUUUUGUGCGUUGAAAAAUCUUAAUACGAGUGGUAGUGAUAAUGGAGUGACGAUGAUUGUGCAGCUACUUUCUGUGGUUCGGAAAAUUUGAUUAAUAGCACGGAUUCAAGCAUCUAGUGACGCUUGCUUGCUUGCUUGCUAGAGCACUUAACUAUACACGGCAGUCUCGAGGGGAGAUUCUAAGAGACGGGAAAUAAAUUUGGUGACCUUAAUAACGACCCGCUAUACGCGUGUGAAUCAGGAAAAAUGGUUCUACUGGCCACGAUCAGCUCGGUGUUAUCGAUGAUAACACUGGCACCGAUCAUUUCGAUGCUUUUCUUCGUCAUCUUCCUGGCCUCGAUCGGGAAGUCUCUUGGAGUUCGACGGAUGUACGUAAACCUGCUGGUGAAGAUUUUCGAGUAUGGUCGCCAAAACAUAGAAACGGCUCGCAAGCAGCAGCAUGCUAAUCUAAAUAUUUCUGACAAUGACGAUAGUGCACUCGACGGCAAAUUACCACACGCGGAUGACACCGGAAGCAGUAAUAACAAUGACAACGCGGUCCCAGCGGAAGCAGAAAUCAAAACCAACGGAGAUAUCAACAAUCGAACAACAAAACCACAUCAACAACAGCAAGCUCACCAGAAUGGUAAUGUGGUUACCAAUGGCGGAAACACCGUGAUUAGCCGGGUAGAAUCGCUUAUCCUGUUACCAGAGGUCGACGGCGCGGCCAGAAGCAAAAGCCGAGAGUCCAAUUAUGAGGAGGACCAUGAAUCAUUCGAGUUUAAGCUGUCCAAUUGUUUGGAUUAUGUGAAAUCAGGAAUGGAAGCAAUCAUAGAAGAUGAAGUUACCAGUCGCUUCGAGGCCGAGGAGCUGAAAAAUUGGAAUCUUCUAACCCGUACUAAUCGGCACUACGAAUUUAUCUCGCUUAGAUUGACGGUUAUCUGGGUUAUAGGAUUCUUCAUCCGCUAUGUGAUUCUAAUGCCUUGUAGAGUGUUUAUUUGUUUUGUCGGGGUCCUUUAUUGCGUGAUUGGUUUCGCCGUGGUGGCAUUCAUUCCCAAUCGCAGGCUUCACAAGCAAGCGAACGAGUAUGUUUUCAAACACACUUUCCGUAUAAUCUGUCGCUCGAUAUCCGCAGUUAUAAAUUUCCACAACAAGGAAUACAAACCGAAAAACUGUGGCUUCUGUGUAGCUAACCACACGACUCCAAUUGAUAUAGCGAUACUUUCUACCGAUAACACCUAUUCCUUGAUUGGACAGCGACAUGGAGGUUUUCUGGGGGUACUGCAGCGUGCUUUAGCAAGGGCUUCUCCUCACAUUUGGUUUGAGCGAGCGGAAGCCAAAGAUCGAAUGGCCGUAGCUAGAAGGCUAAAAGAGCAUGUUUCGGACCCCAACAACCCACCAAUUCUUAUUUUCCCCGAGGGUACCUGUAUCAACAACACAUCCGUGAUGCAGUUUAAGAAAGGAAGUUUUGAAGUUGGAGGAGUUAUAUACCCAGUUGCUAUCAAGUAUGACGCACGUUUUGGUGAUGCAUUCUGGAACAGCUCGCGCUAUUCCAUGAUGCAGUAUCUGUACAUGAUGAUGACUUCGUGGGCGAUCGUCUGCGACGUCUGGUACCUGCCUCCGAUGACACGCGGCGAAAACGAGUCUGCGAUCGAUUUCGCCAACCGGGUUAAGAGUGUCAUUGCCAAACAAGGCGGCCUGGUCGAUCUCGUCUGGGAUGGUCAGCUCAAGCGCAUGAAGCCAAAGAAGGAAUGGAAGGAAAAACAGCAGGAAGAGUUCACCAAGAGACUCAAAGGCGAAUGAAGAUUGUUGCUGCAGGAAACCAAGUGCGAUGAAGACAUUGGUCAAUCCAGCCUUGCGAGUAUUUAUAAUUCCUAAUAUCGUACUGCAUGAUUGAAGAGAAGUAAAAAAAAAGAGAAGUAUGUCCAGCUGCGUUUAAAUUUAAGAGCAUCAAUGUCGAAGUACCCAUGCAACAAUAUUUUAUGACGUCUAGUCUACGAGAAAAAGACAGAAAUAGUUAUUCUAUCGUGAACACAAAUAGCCAAAAUUGCAUUCAAAUCCUGCUUCGGAUUGGUGUGAAACAAUUUAUUGAAAGUGAGAGUACUGAUAUUUAUUAAUUUAUGCGAUGCGAUAGCAAAUUGUAAAUAAUACCACACACAAAACACAAUCCGUAAAAUAGUUUACAGUGAUUCAGUUGCUCAGUUUUUUUUUCUCUAAGCUGUUGUAUUUGUCUAGUUGUGAUAUAGUAUCUUUUCAAACUAUAAUAAGAUAAGUUUUCUUUCAAUACACUGCAUGGGAUGAUCCUUCUCCUUAUUUAUCGCACUCAGUUUUUUCUUCAUAAAAUGUAAAUAAAAAUGGUAACUCCUCUUAAAAAACUUUUUGAAAGUUAUCAAUUUUCUUCCCUAAGUUCGGAAAAACAAUAACGUAGUGACCAAAUUGUACAGCAUAAUACCUAAAGUAGCAAAGCUCUACUGAAAAAGACUGAAAAUCCUGUAAUUUAGUUUACACAACUAAUAAGGCAACGGUAAUGGACGUCGAGGUAAUGGAUGAAAUACAACUGUUUUAAAGGCAAAAUGUUAUCAAUCAGGAAGCAGAAUUAAAGAGAGCAAAAUCAGUUUCAAAGGCAACUACAAACAAAAACUGUCAAUUUCAACAGCAACCAAAAAAUAACAGCCCGGACGACAAUCACACCAAAAAAACAAUGUGCAUUAUUGAAAUACUGUUUAUUCGAGAUGUUGCUCGAAAAACUACUAUUACUGAUUUGUUUCAAGAUACAUACAUAACUUGAUUAUCAUGUGUCCUAAUCUUUGAAAUGACGCACAAAUCCACCGGUUUUCCUGCCGAUAAGUGUCUGCUCCAGUGCUAGCAAUCAAAACCGAAUCGAACAUCUCUCUUUCUCUGCCAGCCAAAUCAUACCUUUGCUAAUAUGCAUGAAAGUCUCGUGGUUCCUUUCAGGUGAAACAGGUUUUAUGAAACCAUCAAGGGAAAAUUCCCUAAACUGUAAAUGGUGCAGAAUACCUUUAAUUUUUGAAAAUUAAGUGUUUGUGGAGAUUUUCAGCUAAGAAAGAUUUUAAAAUUGAAUCAUACGUCGAAAUAAAGUUGUACUUGCAACACCUUA
Uranotaenia lowii is the source of this 3197-nucleotide messenger RNA. It is a transcript of the gene Gpat4, whose product is annotated as glycerol-3-phosphate acyltransferase 3. The record is from RefSeq and is a predicted model, not a curated record. Gene Ontology annotation, molecular function: glycerol-3-phosphate O-acyltransferase activity. The coding region runs from base 347 to 1882 and encodes 511 amino acids. NCBI's taxonomy places the organism in Eukaryota, Metazoa, Arthropoda, Insecta, Diptera, Culicidae. The transcript has 7 exons. Gene Ontology annotation, biological process: triglyceride biosynthetic process. Gene Ontology annotation, cellular component: endoplasmic reticulum.